Molecule: messenger RNA, 6805 nt
Organism: Teleopsis dalmanni
Lineage: Eukaryota; Metazoa; Arthropoda; Insecta; Diptera; Diopsidae
Product: cadherin-23-like
Exons: 8
Coding region: 1-6501 (2166 amino acids)
Biological process (GO): homophilic cell-cell adhesion
Cellular component (GO): plasma membrane
Molecular function (GO): nucleic acid binding; calcium ion binding; zinc ion binding
Source: RefSeq, a predicted model, not a curated record
AUGACUUGCUUAAAUGACUUCGUAAGCAGCAGCCUGCGCAGUAGCAGCAAAAACAUAAUAAUAGCGUUGCAUAAAUUUAUAUACCAAGAAGAAGGUGAUAGAAAUAAUCGAAAGAGAUUGAGAGAAUUUUCUGGAUUCGAUUACGACGAAAAUGACAAGGCGUAUGCAAGCAAAUGCGAAUAUAUUAAAAAUAAUUUGACUGAACGUGAUUUGGUUUCAAUUUGUAUUGUACUAAAUAUAAGUUAUUGUGUUAAAGAUGUACAACUGCACAUAUUUCGAAAUCUACGUAAAAAUUUUUUGUUGUCCGAAAACGCAAACGACGAUGAAUGUAAUGACGAAGAAGGAGAUGAAGAAGUCGAUGAUGAUGAUGACGAAGGAGGAGAUGAAGAAGUCGAUGAUGACGUUGACAGUAAACGCACUUUCAGAGGCAAUGAACGCGAGUUUAAAAAAUCUCGUGACGAUAAUGGCAAUAAAAUGUUUGAAGUGGAUGAUAAUAAUAAAGCAGCAGCGUACACACGUACAAAAUUUUUACAAAGAGAAGCACCAAAAUUUGCAAUGAACUUUCGCGAUAUAGAGGACUCAAUUAGACCAUUUGAUGGCACAAAUAUCAUUUCGGUAGAAAGGUGGAUUGAAGAAUUCGAGGAACAAGCUGCACUGAUGUGUUGGGAUGGGUUUCAAAAACUAGUGUUUGCAAAAAAAUCUCUUAGAGGCAUUGCUAAACUUUUUAUUUUGAGUGAAAGAGAUAUCGCAUCUCGCGGCAAUAUCGAAGACGAAGCGCUGAUUCAGUAUAUAAUAGAUGGAAUUAGAGACGGUUAUGUAAAUAAAAUGAUACUAUAUGGUGCAAAGAACCUUAAUGAAUUUAAAGACAAAUUAAGAUCAUAUGAAACAAUGUGUGAAAAAAGUAAGCAAGUUAACGAUUUUAAACAAAGCGAAAAGAAAAGUUUCUCAACAAAUAAAACAGAAGUGAAAUGCUACAAUUGUGGUGAAAAGGGACAUUUGUCCAUGAAUUGCAAAAAUAAAAAUCGAGGUACUAAAUGCUUUAAGUGCAACCAGUACGGACAUAUUUCUAAAAACUGUGAACGAGCCGAAAACAAAAUAAAUACGCGCAGUUUACAGCAAAAAAACAAUUUAACUACCAAAUCCAUUUUUAUUGGCAAUUUACAGUGCGCAGCCCUAUUCGAUACAGGCAGUAAAUUUAAUAUAAUUCGCGAAGACUUAUACAACAAGUUGAAUAAGCCUAUCUUAGAAAAAUGUAACGUAUGUUUAAUUGGUUUCGGUAGUGAUCGCAAUUCAAAUAGGAUUAAACCAAUUGGACAUUUUAAAAACUUAAUUAAAAUUGACGAUAAUGAGUUCAUAUUAGAUUUUUAUGUCGUUCCAAUUCGGUGCAUGGACUUACAAGUGAUCAUUGGCGAAGAACUAUGCUUAUACGCUGAAAUUUUAUUUAAUCGUGAUGGUAUAAACGUUCGUAAAAUCCUCGACGAAGACGAUCCCAUAGACGAAGAAGCUAAAAUAAUGAAAAUUGACUUAGUAAAUGACAACAAAACGAUUGAUAUCGACAAAACCGCUAGUGAGAAUGCGAGACAACAGGUACGUGAAAUGAUCAUAAAUUAUCAGCCGAAUCAAUGUAAAACAACACAAGUGGCGAUGUACAUAGUGCUCAAAGACGAAACACCCAUUUAUUCUAGGCCGCGUAGAUUACCGUUCACGGAGAGGUGCAUUGUGGAUGAGCAAGUGGAACAGUGGUUGAAAAAUGGUGUAAUUGAACGAUCGGAGUCAGAAUUCAGUAGCCCAGUUGUAUUGAUAAAAAAACGCGACGCUACUGUAGAAGAGAAUACGCCAGCGGGUGUCAGCAUCUUGACAGUAAAAGCGAUAGAUGGUGAUGUUGGCAUACCGCGUGAUAUAUUCUUAUCACUAGAAGAUGAAGAAUUCGGUCACUUCGAAUUGGUACCAUUUGGUGAUCCGAAAGAGGGGAUGGCUGUAUUGAAAACUACUGAUAAGCCUUUGGAUCGUGAAAAUCCUGAAAUUUUACAAAAUGGUGGAGUUUAUGUAUUUACUUUACGUGCAACAGAAUUGAUUAACGGUGAAAUACCAGCUGAUUAUGCUACUACCCGUAUAACAAUUGUAGUUACUGAUAUUGACGAUCAUAUACCUGAAUUCAAUGCUGAUUUUUUCAAUAUAUCCAUAACUGAGAACUUGGGAAAUGGAAUGCCUUUACCAGGGCUGUCAGUUUUUGUAGACGAUCGCGAUAUGGGUGAAAAUAGUCGUUAUCAAUUGUCAAUGCGUGAUAUUGAAAAUUCAGCAAAUGUUUUUGCCGUAAGUCCGGAGGAAGCACAAGGACGAACUCCUGUAGUUGUAAGAGUUUUAGACUCAAGUAAACUAGAUUACGAUGUUGAGGAUGCAAGUAAGCGUUACUUUGAGUUUGAAAUCAUAGCCAGUGUACAUGGGUUGGAAAAAGCUUCAACGCGGGUGCAAGUGCAUUUAUUAGAUGCUAACGACAACUCACCCAUUUUUGAGAAACAUGAUUAUCGUUUUUCAGCUGCUGAAAAUUUGUCUGUGAAUUCAAAAAUUGGUACAAUUAAAGCAACUGAUAAGGAUUCCAAUGAAUUUGGAAAAAUUACUUAUCUCGUGAAAGGUUUUGGUUCGGAAAAUUUUCAUAUCGACAGUGACACGGGUGAUGUUUACAUACAAAAACCUUUGGACUAUGAAAAGCAAAAUAGUUACAGUUUGACUGUAGUUGCUAUGGACGGAGGAGGGCGUGAAACAAAUGCAAACGUUUACGUUGAAGUAACCGAUGUUAACGAUAAUUACCCACAAUUUGAGAGCACCGAUUAUACACGAACUAUACGUGAAGGUACUUCCAAUUUUGAACCACAAUUCUUUGUACGUGCCACAGAUGCUGACGGUCCAACUCAAGGUGGUGGAAAAAUUAUAUAUGGUAUAGUGUCAGAGAAUAGUAUAUCUGGUAAUGUUUGUCGUAUUGAUGAAGAAACAGGUGAAAUAACGCUACAAAAAGUAGCUAAAUCAAUGGAUACUGAACGGGGAGAAUAUGAGCUUAUGGUAACUGCAACUGAUUUCGGUACUCCUCCAUUGACCAGUACUACUCAAGUUCUUAUUCGUGUUGGAAUUUCUGGAAACCAGCGUCCUAUAUUCAAAGGCCACUUUCAGAAUAUUGAAAACGUGCCAGUUAUUGGUCCACCUAGUUAUAGAGUUUCUAUACCUGAAAAUGCUCCACCAGGUUAUAAUGUUACAAUUGUAUCAGCACAUGACCCUGAUGGACUCGAUAGUCUACUUCGUUAUAGAAUUGUUGAUGCUAAAGACAAUUUUGAAAUUGAUGAAAUCACUGGUGUUAUAACAGUUUCCCCACAAGCUCGAAUCGAUCGUGAUGCUAAUAUGGAUAGUUUUGAAAUUACUGUCAAUGCCGUGGAUUCAGGGACACCUAUACCAGAAACAGCAACUACUACAGUAUAUGUUAACAUUAAGGACAUUAAUGAUGAAAAACCAAAAUUCGAGCAUGCAAGCUAUGCUGGUUAUGUGUCUGAACGUACAGAAAUUGGUGAAAGCAUAUUGACUGUCAAGGCCAUAGAUAAGGAUCUUAACUCUAAGUUAAGAUAUAGCAUAAAAAGUAGUAUUAAAGCAACAACAAAGGCUGGUGUAAACAUUGCAAACCGUACUAACUAUAGAGUAGACGAAGCCUUCCGUAUCGAUAGUAACACCGGUGAAAUUUUUGUAAAUAGUUCUUUAAGACAUGAUGUGGCCGCUGUUAUAAUGUUUAUAGUGGAAGGGCGAGACUUAAAUGCCGAAGUUGAUCCCGAUAAUCAAUUUGAUACUACAGAAGUCACCAUAUAUGUGCAAUCAUUUAAAGAUACCAAUCCCGUAUUUAAAAAUAAAUAUUGGUCAAGCAACAAACCUUUAAUAAAUGUCAAAAUAAAAGAAGAAAUGCCAAUCGAUAGUACACUUUACAUAAUACAAGCUGAAGAUCCAGUAACCGGCUAUCCCAUCUCUAGUUUCCAAUUGAUAGAACCAACUGAAUUGAAAUAUUUCCAUAUACAUGAUCGUACUGGUGAAAUCAUAUUAAAAGAACGUUUGGACUACGAAAUGUUAAAACAGGGUAAAACUAACUUCGAAUUUCAAGUAAAAGCCAACUCACCCGAUGGCCAGCGUAGCACAUUAACUAAUGUAAAUAUAACCGUCGAAAAUGUAAAUGACAACAGUCCAGUAUUUAAAGAAACUAUGUAUCAAGCUACCAUAGUCGAGAAUACUAAACAUCCCGCUAAGGUUAUAAAGGUAACAGCCACAGAUAAGGAUGCUGAAUUAACACCGCGUGACACACUUCUGGGUUAUCAUAAAAUAGUAUAUACGCUACAAGGAGAAAAUGCAGCACUGUUUGAAAUAAAUAAUUCAACUGGUGACAUUAUCGUCGCAGCAAAUCAAACGAUUGAUCGCGAACGAACACCGCGUAUUUAUCUACAAGUAAAAGCAGAGGAUUCACCUGGUAAACCGACAGAUGCCAAGCAAAGUAUAGUGAAUCUCACUAUUAACGUAUUGGAUGUGAAUGACAAUGCUCCUGAGUUUAAUCAAAAGAACUACACUGGUGUUAUAGCGGAAAAUGUUCCUAUCGGGUCGUUAGUGCUAAAGGUGUAUGCAAUAGAUUUAGAUGAUGGUCCGGGAGGUGAAGUACGCUAUGAACUCACCAAUGAAGGUGAAGUAAAUGGUUUAUUCAAUAUCGAUGCAGUUACUGGGGAAAUAAAAACAAAGGGUGAAUUAACUGGCAAGGGACGUUCUGAACCAUAUUUCUUAAUUGUUAAAGCUCAAGAUAAUGGAAAUCAAGUUCCAAAACAACAAUCUCUUUCGAGGGACACUGAUGUUAUAUUAUUUAUUGGUGACGUAAGUGCAAACGAUGGCAUACCAUACUUUAUUACUCCAAGAGUUGGACAAACAGCAAAUGUUACAGAGAACUCUCCAACUGGCUCACCAGUAUUUCAAGUUAAAGCAAGUGAUCCAGAUAAUUCAAACACUCCAUCUGGUAUAUUGUCUUACAAAAUACUUAAUGAUACACCUGAUGCGAGUACUUUUGAUAUUGAUGAAACAACAGGUUUGAUAACAACUCUGAUGCCAUUAGAUCGCGAAACUAAAGAUACAUACAAUAUAAUACUAGAAGUUAGUGAUAAUGGAGUACCGAGACAGUCCGUAACAAGCAUCUUACAAAUAUUAGUUCUGGAUAUGGAUGACCACAGUCCGCGAUUUGUUAGAGAAAUAGAUGAAGGACCUUUAACAUUCUCUGUAGUUGAAGAACAACCUGAAGGUACUAUCAUUGGUAAUUUUAGUGCAAUAGAUGAAGAUAUUGGUGAAAAUGCUGCUAUAGACUAUGUAAUUAUUGAAGGCAAUAACGAAAACAUAUUUAGCAUUGAACGUAACAAUGAAAGCAUGGCUAUCUUAAAAACUAACAAACCUAUAGAUAGAGAGUCUAUUGACUCUUAUACAAUAAGCAUUAAAUGUUUGAAAUAUGGUGAACCAAGUUACACAUUUAUAGGUGAUCCCUAUAAUCGUUUUGAUCCUACACAUAUAAGAGUUGUCAUUAAAGUAAUUGAUAUAGAUGACAAUUUACCAGAAUUUGAGCAAAGAGAUGCUUCAAUAGGAAUACGUAUUAAUGUGCCUAUAGAUACCGUUAUAACAACUGUAAGAGCGACUGAUCGUGAUGCUGAGGCAGCACCUAUUGUACUGACUGUUGAGAAUGUAACUUUUGUGCCACAAUUUUAUAAACGUACAAAGCAAAUAGAAACAGAAUCACUACAAAAACUGUUUACACUCAACAAUCAAACUGGAGAGUUACGCACAGGUGGUUCAUUUUCGAACUACGUUGAUGGUUACUUCCAAAUGAAAAUACGUGCCAAUAACUCCAUGAAGGCUAAACGACAUACAUUUAAUAAUUUAAAAAUAUUCGUAAUACGUGAUAAAUCCUUGUUGAAGUUCGUAUUCGCACGUCCGCCAAGUGAAAUUCAGAGUAUCAUUAGACCUUUCCAGGAGCAAUUAAAGAAAAAGCUAGCGCCAAUCGGAUAUGAAUUGCACAUACUCGAUACGCAAGUUCUUACACGUUCAGAUUUAAGUUUUGAUUUCACAUCUACUAGUUCCUGUUUCCAAAUGUUUAAAAAUGGUGCAGCUAUGACAAUGCAAGAAAUGCAGAAACUAAUGAAUUCGGAUAUGAUGAAGCAGGAACUAUUCGACACAUAUGUAGCAUAUGGAGUAAGCGAAGUGGAGUCGUGUUCAGUACGUAGAACACAGGUAGCAGCUAAUAUGAUGGCUUCAGCUGGCACUUGGCUAGUUAUAUUAGCUGCUGUUAUUGGUUUAGCAACCAUUAUCACAGCGUGUACUGCGUGUUGUCUGAAGAAAAAAUACAAAGCAGAGGCAAAACGUAGCUUACAGGCCUCUCGCGCAUCUACCGAACCAUAUGGUAUGGGAGUACCUGCAGUUUUCUAUUCCGAACCUAUUUAUGGUCCAUUGUAGCAGUCAAUAAUCUCUGGUAGAGAAGCAGUUAAAUAUUAGUUCUAAGUAAAUAAGACUGCGCAUAUUAUUUAAUUUUUAUUUUAAGUUUUGUUGUAAAAAGAAAAGAUUAAAUAUUGGAUAAUAUGCCUGUGAUGUAAUUCAGUUAGUAAAUAAGUUUAUGUGAUGCUCAAGAGUAAAUCGAAUGACAACGAAUAGCAGAUAAAGUAUGUAAAUGGUCCUAAAAGUUAAUGUAAAAAGUCCGAAUAAUUAGUGCCUAAUUCUAUAUGUUUUGUAAAGUAUAUAAUAUAUAUAUAAAAUAUUAAGA